CACUUGGAUCUCACAGGAUUUGAUGCAGCGGCGCAACGGCCGAUGCUCACUAUCUUGGUGCCCCUCGCGUCGGCUUUGUGCAUACCCCAGGCUCCUCACAUACCCACGGCAAUGACCUCAAUGUUGAUAUAUCUUAUCCACAGUUCCAAGGCGGGAUGAUGAUGUCCCAAGCCCACGGCAGCGAUACUCCACCGGCCCCACCGCCCCCUAUCUCCUCGAUCUCAGCAUGGCCUCCCACCCCAACUCUGGACCGCACACUCCCUCUGCCGAUGACGAAAAGCGUAGCAUGACCCAGCAGGAUGUUGUCGAGGUCGUCAACAACCCCUCCCACCCCGUUCAGUACACCAGAUGGCAAAAGUUUGUCUCUGCGGUCUGGGACCCAGACUACUACCUCAAGUCGGAGGCCGAGCGUCGCCUUGUUCGCAAGCUUGACACGUACAUGCUCCUCAUUGACCAAACCAACUUGGCCAACGCCUACGUCUCGGGCCUCAAGGAGGACCUCCACAUCCAGGCCAAUGAAUACACUCGCAUGUUGACCAUCUACAAUGCCGUCUACUGCGUGCUCCAAGUCCCUUCCAACAUGAUCGUCAUGAAGGUUCGCCCGUCGUGGUGGCUGGCUGGUUGUGAACUGGGCUGGACAAUCUUCACGUUCGCCCAGGCGGCCGCUCAGACUGUACCCCAGAUGUACGUCUUUCGCUUCUUUGUCGCCUUCUUCGAGGCAGCGUUCCAGCCCGUCUCCUACUUCUUGCUGGGCUCGUGGUACACCAAAAAGGAACUCGGCAAGCGCAUGGCUAUUUGGUUCUCGGCUGCUCCUCUGGGCAAUGCCUUCUCUGGAUACAUGCAGGCGGCCAUCUACAAGGGUCUGAACGGCAACCACGGCAUCGCUGGCUGGCGUUGGCUGUACAUCGUCUGCGGCUGCAUGACUCUCCCGGCAGUCGUGUGCGUCUUCUUCCUCGUCCCCGACUUCCCAAACACUACCAAGGCGUGGUACAUUACCGAGGAAGAGCGCGAGAUGGCCAGGAAGCGCUGCGCCAACAAUGGCACUGAAGAUGUCCACAACGUCGUCUCAUGGAGCGCCUUUGUCGACAUGGCCAAAGGCUGGCGCUUCUGGCUCAUCCCCUUCAUGUACAUCUUCUAUGGCUUCUGCGUACAGGCGUACCAGUACUUUGGUAUCUUCCUCAAAUCGGCUGGCUUCUCGGUCGAGAUGCGCAACAUCCUCCCCUCGUCGUCCUGGAUCGCCUCCGUCCCCUUCCAGAUGUUCAUUGGGUACAUUUCGGACAAGACGGGCUCGCGAUUCGAGGUGAUCAUGUCGGUUCUCUCCCUGCAGCUCAUCCCCGCCGUCAUCCUUGCCAUUUGGCCCAAGAGCACCGACCUCAAGAUUGGCGCCUUCUUCAUGAACGUCAUCUUCUUCACCACCUCGAUCAUUUACACUUGGAUCAGCGAGAUCUGUCAUGCCAACGCCCAGGAGCGCGGCGUUGUUCUUGGUCUGACCAACACGGCCUUCUUCGCCGUCAACGCCUGGCUGCCCAACGUCGUCUUCCUCCAAACCGACGCCCCCAGCUUCCGCAAGGGCUUCCCAACUCUCCUCGCCUGCCUUGUCUCGUGCAUGAUCCUGGUCUGCGUCGUCAGGAUCCUGUACACCAGGCAGGAGAAGAAGCGGGCCAUCGAGGCAGGCCUCGUGGACGGCGACGUUGAGCAGACGGGUGUGGGUAUCAAGCACUAGUUCUCAUGGUCUGGGUGAGCAUAACCUGCUCUACGAGGAAUUUAGCAGUGAAAGUUGUUGGUAGUAGCAAGCAAGUAGGGCAAGAAUGAAUGGUUGUACGUGUGGG
Molecule: messenger RNA, 1829 nt
Organism: Vanrija pseudolonga
Lineage: Eukaryota; Fungi; Basidiomycota; Tremellomycetes; Trichosporonales; Trichosporonaceae
Product: Pantothenate transporter liz1
Exons: 7
Coding region: 227-1723 (498 amino acids)
Biological process (GO): transmembrane transport
Cellular component (GO): membrane
Molecular function (GO): transmembrane transporter activity
Source: RefSeq, a predicted model, not a curated record